This is a messenger RNA of Brachypodium distachyon (stiff brome), 1130 nucleotides long. Its product is annotated as remorin. The transcript has 5 exons. The record is from RefSeq and is a predicted model, not a curated record. Bases 230 to 853 code for a protein of 207 amino acids. NCBI's taxonomy places the organism in Eukaryota, Viridiplantae, Streptophyta, Magnoliopsida, Poales, Poaceae.
CUGUCCCCAGCUCCAGCUUUGUCCAGACUCCAGACCAUUGACACAAUCCAAAUAGUUCCGCCUCCCGCUGUUAUUAGUACCCGCCAUCACCACGGUACGCCCCCACCCCGCCCACGACACAGAGCAGCCCCGCGCAGACAGCUCCACCCAACAGCAACAGCUAAGCUACGCUAAGCGCUCGCCCACCAAACGUACAUCCCGGCCCCGAGAGCUAGCUAGCAGUCGACCCAUGGCUGCGGAGGAGGCUAAGAAGGUGGAGGUGGAGGUGACGCCGGAGCCCGAGGCUCCGCCGGCCGUGCCCGCCGCGGAGCCCGAGGCCCCCGCCAAGGACGUCACCGAGGAGAAGGCCGUCAUCCCCGCGCCGGCCGCCGAGGAGGAGAAGCCGCCCGUCGAUGACUCCAAGGCCCUCGUCGUCGUCGAGAAGGUUGCAGAUGAGAAACCCGCAGAUGAGAAGGCCGCACAUGGGGGCUCAAAUGACAGAGAUAUUGCUCUUGCAAGGGUGGAAACUGAGAAGAGAAACUCUUUGAUUAAAGCAUGGGAGGAGAAUGAGAAGACAAAGGCUGAGAACAAGGCUGCUAAGAAGGUGUCCGCCAUUCUCUCGUGGGAGAACACCAAGAAAGCAAACAUAGAAGCUCAACUGAGGAAGAUUGAGGAGCAAUUGGAAAAGAAGAAGGCUGAAUACGCAGAGAAGAUGAAGAACAAGGCUGCAAUGAUCCACAAGGAGGCCGAAGAGAAGAAAGCAAUGGUCGAGGCGAAGCGCGGGGAGGAAGUCCUCAAGGCCGAGGAGAUGGCGGCCAAGUACCGCGCCACUGGCAACUCUCCCAAGAAAACCAUGGGGUGCUUUGGGGCCUAAAGAAAAAAAAAACGUUCCUUGGUCACAAACGAGCAAGAUUGAAGUGUUCAUCCGAGGUUGCUUUCUUCCGUUUUCUUUCACCCGUCCAAAGUGUGCAGUGUGCCCUGUGUGUAAAGUCUGUUGUUGUUGUACAUACAUAUAUGCUUCCCAAGACAGAUGUUUUGUGCAGUGCUGUACAUCUUCGACGCUUGACAAACAACAUUCUUAUGUGUAGUUAAGAAGUCACAUUGUUAUUGUUGUUGACAUUUACAUAAGUAGUUUUUGGUCCCUUUUGUUA